AACUAUUGUAUGUUAUGUCUGUGCUUUUAUUUACCUAACUACAUUAAUUGUCUUCUUUGACUUAACCUAACCUAAAAAAAAUACUAAACACAACGUGAAAACUAGAGAUAAAUGUGAAAAUAUAACAGAAAUGUCUGUAUUGCACAUCGACGAGGUUUGUCCAAAGGGAUCUUCUUACCCUUUAAUAGUAAACUUCCAAAAUGGCUACACAGCUAAUGAAUUUAACCCAAAUGAAUUCUCUCUAUUUGAGGACACCAAAACUAAAGAAAAAACAGUGGCUACUACCAUUUCUAACUUAGUGUAUGCUGGUAAAGAGCAAAAGGAAGAGUCGGGGAAGACUUGGAUAAUUGCCCGCAACAAAAAAACCGGUAAGGUUAGAUUAAUCGAAGUGGGAACUGCAGAGAUGAAACCUGUGCCGAAAAAUGACUUGGACGAAACCACGGUAGUCGACACUAGUCGUUUAGAGUUAAGUAGGAAAUUCGGUUCUAAGAAACAGAAGCGAGUAAUGGAGCAGAGAGAGAAAUUGAAGAUCGAUACAGAGACAGUGAGUGACCAGAUGCAUAAUGUUACUGUCAAUAUUACAGAAGAUCAAGUAGACAUUUCUCAGUAUUUAAAAACCGAAUCUGACGACUUGUACAUCCCUCCGAUUGACAGAGCAGCUAAAAAAGUCGACGAUGUAUACCACAAACAUAAGAUAUUAAGUAGCGACCAGUACGAUAAGAUAUUGUCUGAAAUUAAGGAUAAAGAUUAUACUUCGGAGUUAUUGCCAUGGAUUAACAACUUGACAGCAUUAAAGAGUAAUACAGAAAAUGAAUAUACAGUGCUCGCUUUGUACGCGAGCUGUUUAGUAAAACUAUAUUUUACAAUGACUAAAGAAAUUACGAAAAAAAAUUAUACUGUAUGUCAAAAUUCUGCUAUGUUGAACAAUAUUAUUCUAGUUAAUUUUACCACAUUUAGUAAUAACAGACGAUCGAGGUCAAUCCAAUUAAAGGAUAAGGCGAUGUGCCAUGCAAUGGUUUUCGUUCUCAUUUUAAAUAAUUUUAAAUAUGACGCAGAAGAGUUGAGUGCCAAUUUUAAAAUAUCAUUGAAGACUUUGGGGAACAAAAUAAGAGUUAUUGGUGCUUCAAUGGUGACAAAUGAUAACAAGAAAGUAGUACAACUAAAAUUACCUCUCAGUACGUCGAGUUUUAUUAGACGUAAAAGUGCAAAGUUUUAGUAUUAAAUAUAAUUUAUGAACAUAG
Messenger RNA from Galleria mellonella (greater wax moth), 1241 nucleotides. RefSeq lists its product as uncharacterized. Gene Ontology annotation, molecular function: DNA binding. Gene Ontology annotation, cellular component: RNA polymerase I complex. Bases 131 to 1216 code for a protein of 361 amino acids. NCBI's taxonomy places the organism in Eukaryota, Metazoa, Arthropoda, Insecta, Lepidoptera, Pyralidae. The record is from RefSeq and is a predicted model, not a curated record. The transcript has a single exon. Gene Ontology annotation, biological process: nucleolar large rRNA transcription by RNA polymerase I; transcription elongation by RNA polymerase I; RNA polymerase I preinitiation complex assembly.